Dichotomopilus funicola is the source of this 354-nucleotide messenger RNA. RefSeq lists its product as uncharacterized. Lineage: Eukaryota; Fungi; Ascomycota; Sordariomycetes; Sordariales; Chaetomiaceae. The transcript has 2 exons. The record is from RefSeq and is a predicted model, not a curated record. Bases 1 to 354 code for a protein of 117 amino acids.
AUGCACGCCGCUACCACUCUCCUUUUCAUUGCCGGCUUGGCUGGCACGGCUCUUGGUGCUGCAACCAAGAUGUACGACGAUGAGAACUGCACGAACGAGGUCGACAAGAAGGUGUACAACGGCCUCUCGCUAGGCGAUGCCCCCCUGACGGAUAACAUCAAGUCGAUCAAGACGGACGCCGUGUUUGACACCUGGUACGCGUACCAGGACAGCGACGGCGACAAGUGCAAGGGCGACCUCCUCACGUCGCUCAAGGAUGGCGACUGCAUCAAGGUUGCGGACCUGGGCAUCGGGUGCACUCGUAUCUGCAGCGCGGGCAUUGGCACCUCCAGCUGCGCUGUGACCCACGCCUAA